Postia placenta MAD-698-R-SB12 is the source of this 1514-nucleotide messenger RNA. RefSeq lists its product as hypothetical. Gene Ontology annotation, cellular component: mitochondrial outer membrane. Gene Ontology annotation, biological process: cyclic threonylcarbamoyladenosine biosynthetic process. NCBI's taxonomy places the organism in Eukaryota, Fungi, Basidiomycota, Agaricomycetes, Polyporales, Adustoporiaceae. The record is from RefSeq and is a predicted model, not a curated record. The coding region runs from base 1 to 1428 and encodes 475 amino acids. The transcript has 6 exons. Gene Ontology annotation, molecular function: tRNA threonylcarbamoyladenosine dehydratase activity; ubiquitin-like modifier activating enzyme activity.
AUGGCGCUCGAUGUCCAUUCACAUCGUGUCCAGCUGAUCGUCACAGCACUCGCAGCUUCCCUGGCCACUGCAGGGCUUUUCACCGCGUACCAACAGCACUCGCGGCACCGCAAAAGGCGAGACCUUGACCAGGAUAUUCGCCGCACACUUGCUUCCCGCAAGCCACAGUCCCUGCCGACCGCACACUCGACAAUAGAUGAGACCGAGCAUGUCGAGCGUGACAUCGCACUCGGGACCAACUUCCAAGGCGCUGACUAUGAGUACGAUGAGGAGCUCGUGAAGGAGCAGCUCGCACGCAAUUACGCGUUCUUUGGCGAGGAGGGCAUGGCGCAGAUACGCAAGCGUACUGUCGUGGUCGUUGGGUGCGGGGGCGUCGGCAGCUGGGCCGCCAUUAUGCUCGUAAGAUCGGGUAUCUCGCGGAUCCGGCUCGUUGACUUCGACUAUGUCACUCUCUCGUCCCUCAACAGACAUGCAACUGCGGUGCUCGCGGACGUCGGCACGCCAAAAGUGCGCUGUAUCGAGCGCACGCUGAAGCAAAUAGCGCGAUGGGUGGACGUCGAUGCGCGCAUUGACCUCUGGCAGAAGGAGACGGGUGGGGACCUGCUCGAGGGUGCAGACUGGGUCAUUGAUGCCAUCGACAACAUCACUACCAAAGUCGACCUGCUCAAGUACUGCCACGACCACAACAUCAAGGUGUUCUCCUCGAUGGGCGCCGGCGCAAAAUGCGACCCGACGCGCAUCCAGAUCAGCGACAUCUCGUACACGAUGUAUGAUCCGCUCGCGCGCGCGGUGCGGCGGCGCCUACGCCUGCAGGGCGUGUCCGGCGGGAUCCCCGUCGUGUACUCGACCGAGGUUCCUGGAGACGUGAAGCUGCUCCCGCUCCCCGAAGAGGAGUUCAAGAAGGGCGCCGUGAAGGAGCUCGGCGUGUUGGACGACUUCCGCGUGCGGAUCCUGCCCGUGCUCGGACCGCUCCCCUCUAUCUUCGGCCUGCAAAUCGCGACGUACAUACUAUGCGAGCUCGCUGGCAAGCCAAUCACGAACCCGCUCCCCGUCAAGGGCCGCCAGAAGCUCUACAAGCACCUCUACCGCGACCUGCUACAGCGCGAGAUGAAGCUCACGGGGCAGCAAAUAAAUAGACUGCCGAUCGAUGAGGAUGAUGCCGGCCUGUUGUUCGACGACAUCUCGCGCGGGCGCUCGGCGGUGCCGCCGCAUGCGGUGCCCUCGCGCCCUUCGCUCGUGCGCUGGGACCCCGCGGCGCCGCUGGCGCUCGAAAAUUGCGUCGCGCUGGAGCACGACGAGGCGGCGCGCCAUGUGAAGGAGUGCUAUGAGGGUGAGCGGCGCCCGGAGGAGGUGUGGGGAGAGGAGGUCGCUGCGGUGGUGAGGCGCCGGGCGGAAGAAGUGCGUCGAGUCAGGGAGUGGGUUAUGUAGAUUUUGCGGCACGCAGAGCCGCUGUGCUGAGCUCUGGCAGCGGUCGCAGUCGCAGGAAUGAUGAUAGAACUGCCCUCAUGCAUCGA